Fusarium vanettenii 77-13-4 is the source of this 1482-nucleotide messenger RNA. RefSeq lists its product as uncharacterized. Lineage: Eukaryota; Fungi; Ascomycota; Sordariomycetes; Hypocreales; Nectriaceae. Bases 1 to 1482 code for a protein of 493 amino acids. The transcript has a single exon. The record is from RefSeq and is a predicted model, not a curated record.
AUGCCCGAAGCACCUAAGAAGCGUGGGCGACCUCGAAAGUACGAUACUCCAGGGGCGAAAGCAAGGCAAGAUGUUAUUGCUAAACGCGCCCGACGACGGCUUCGGAACUCCUCAGUGCAUGGAGAUAUCCGAUUUCAAGUCUAUGUCCCCCAACCGAUAGAAGCUUUGCCACCUUCAUCCUCGCUGCAACGUCGCCCAGAGUCAACAAGCAGCCUUGACGUACUGGUGGAUGUCGCUAGCAGGUCAAAUCGAACUGAGAUGCCACUCACCAGCCUCGAACCACACAGAACUAGGGAGACUGGCUUAAAUUCGCCUAGCCCGUUAGGAGACGCGGCGUCGAGAUCGUGCGAGAUGGGACCAUAUGGUGACCAGUAUCACUCGAUCGAAGAUGAUGACAUUUGCGAAACUUCGGACUCACGGUUGCACAAUGCUACUAUAUCGGGUUCCUCACAGAGAGACAGCACACUGAGGUUGUUGCCUGAGAGAACAAGCACCCUACCCGACCCAGAUGCACAUGAAGCAGUCGAAAACGACGCGAGUAGAAUACGGGACGAUGAGAACGCAACCGGCCAAGAAGACGGAACUGGCGGUGGAUUGCUGUCCGAUGUCGAGUCUCAGUUAGAAGACGCUUUUGAAACAGACUCCAGCUCCGAAUCGAAUGUCUCAAAUGCUGAAAGUGAGAUGGACAUAGAUGACGCCAGUGUUCCUUCCGAGUCGGAUCUCUACUUGGCAAAACGUUUCUUAGAAAGGACCUGGGGGCGUUUAUGCGAUUGCCCAGGGGAAGGGGAAGAGGAGGAGGAAGAAGAAGAGGAAAAUGCCGACGAGGGUGCACGGCCCGGGCUCAGUCUAAAGGAAAUGGCUGACUACUGGCGGAGCCUUGCGGUACCAGAUGCAAUCGGCACUGCGUCACCUCAGGCUCAGACAGACGAAAACGAACAGGUUCAGCUGGAUUGGUCCCCGAUACUAAGUGGUGGAGACGGUCGCCCAAACUUGAACAUCCAAAGGUCUCAAAAAAUUACCCCCAGCAUCCAACGUACUUGGGAUGUGGACAGCGUCAUCUCCUGGGCUUCGUGUCUAUCAAUCAACCGUGGGCUUUACGUCUCAUAUCAUCCGCCAACUUCAAGGAAUUUUGGAAGCAGCAUUCAUGUCUUCCACCAAGGAACAGCUUUACACCUUAUCCCUCACCUUCGACUGGGCAGUGGACGCCAAUCUCCUCAAUUCGGCGUAUAUGUUUUCUUCCCCGGAAUCUCCCAUGUCUAUCGAACGACUACUUACCUUACUAAAGACGAACGGCGGAUGUGGAUCAACCAACUUCUUUUGCCCGCGAUUCGUCACAGUUGUCCACCUGAUGUGAUCCAGCAUCAUCCCCGUUCCUUCGAUGAUGUGGAGAGCAAAGCCUACAGUCGCCAACGGGAAACCUGCGGGGGGAUGGUUUCUAAUAGAAUAGAUAUGCACCAUUACCUUCCUCAAGAAUACCUAUAG